Molecule: messenger RNA, 584 nt
Organism: Cyprinodon variegatus (sheepshead minnow)
Lineage: Eukaryota; Metazoa; Chordata; Actinopteri; Cyprinodontiformes; Cyprinodontidae
Product: LETM1 and EF-hand domain-containing protein 1, mitochondrial-like
Exons: 3
Biological process (GO): intracellular monoatomic cation homeostasis
Cellular component (GO): mitochondrial inner membrane
Source: RefSeq, a predicted model, not a curated record
CCAGACAGCUGCAGGGUGAAGGUCGCACUGUAACCAAAGAGUCCGACAGGCCGCAGAAUAAGCUGCAGGAUGGUCCCUGUUUCAACUGCACAACUCUCAGGCUCACCAGUCAAAAGCUUGAUGGGCUCCGACUUGGCAGCUUUGCCCGUGUUUUCUCAGUCAGUCCUUCCUUCGCCUCGCCUGAUGAAUAUGUGGGACCCUCUCAGAAUUCUGACCCGCGUCGACCCUAUUGUGUGUUUGCCGUCGGUUCCUCUGGUCCUGGUUUGUGCAACCCAGGACCGCCACAGUACUUCCCGGCUGUCAGGUGGAUACACACCUCGAGGAGAAGGUGGGAUGACUCGAAGGUGGAGAAAUCCCUGCGCUCACUAAAGGACAAGAAGAAGAAGUUGGAGGAAGGCGGGCCCGUGUACAGUCCCACGCUGGAUGCUGAGCCCGUCAGAAGGACACUGCGGCAGCGGGUGAUUGAUGAGAUCAAACACUACUACCAUGGCUUCAGGUUGCUGUGGAUCGAUACCACCAUCGCUGGACGCAUGCUGUGGAGGGUCCUGAAUGGAAAUCCUUUGUCUCGCCGUGAGAGAAGACAG